Diachasma alloeum is the source of this 1008-nucleotide messenger RNA. RefSeq names its product cilia- and flagella-associated protein 251-like. The record is from RefSeq and is a predicted model, not a curated record. Bases 1 to 1008 code for a protein of 335 amino acids. Lineage: Eukaryota; Metazoa; Arthropoda; Insecta; Hymenoptera; Braconidae. The transcript has a single exon.
AUGGAGACAUUUACAGUGAAGAGAAGAGGCAAGAAGAAGGCAGCGGUCGAUAAAGAAGUGGUAGAGGGAGGCUCAGGAGCGAAAAACAGAACGAGGUUGGCAGUGAAGAAACUGGAGGAUUUCUGGGAGAGGGAAACUGUCAGUGGGAAAGGACAGAAGGAGGUAGUCCUGAGAGAAGAGGCGGAAGAGACGGGUGACAGUGGGAAAGGACGGAAGGACUCAGACUUGAGAGAAGAGGUGGAGGAGAUGGGCAAGAAUGUGAGGAAGGGAGAGGAACGAAAGGAAGGAAGUCAGGGCAGCAACGUGAACAUGAAGAAAGAGACAUGCAAGGCUACAAAAGACCUUCAGAGGAAACCCGACGGAAAGGAGAAAGACAAAAACAGCGAGGAAAUAGGGGUAACAGAAACACCCACGACGCGGAGGAGUCAAAAAGAGGGAGAAGGCAGUGAGGAAGAGGGGGAGGAGGAUAGGGCAGGGGAAAAGGCAAGCGGAAAUGAUGACAAGAACGAGGAGGUGGUAGAGGAAGAGGAUAAUAGGGACAGGUCGCCAAGUUGUGUGCAGAGAGCAUCAGGGAAUAAAGCAGAGGGAGGACAACAACGACUGGAGCCAGGGAGGAGCUCAACACAGGAAUCACUAGACCUAGAGAGGGUGGGAGAGGAGAACAGAAGGGGGGAGGCUGGAGAUAACAAUGACAGCGAAGGGGAAUCGACGCUGGAGGAGGAGGAUGAGUUAGGGUUUAUCAACUGCGAAAGACUCGAGAAAUGGAUGGCGGAUUGGGAAAAGAGGCAGAAAGAGGAAUGGGAAGCCAGAAUAGAGGAUAUGGAGUACCUAAUCAGGACAGAGGUAAGGAAAGGGAUGGAAAAUGGCAAGUGCGGGGAAUGUGAAAGAAGAAGGGAGGAAGAAGAGAGGACAAAGCACUGGGAAGACGAUCAACUCAGAGAAGUACAAGAAAGAUUGAGAGAGGUGGAGGAGGAAGCGGAAGUACUGGCUAAAAGAGUAAAGGAAUAG